CUGAUACGAGUUGUCCGUAAAUGGGCUUCGCCAUGGGCUUCGAGUGCUCCAAACUGCAAGGUCUGGUCUGCAGCGCGGCGCUGCUGCUGCUGCUGGUGCUGCACGUGCAGUCGAUGCGGCUGUGCGGCACCGAGCUGCCUGAAAUGCUGGAACAGAUGUGUACCUAUGGCUACAACACCAAGCUGAAGCGCUCCUAUGUGGGGCCGGUUUUCAAUGCCAUCGAUAAUACGAAUUCAGAUGCGGACGCGGACUUGGAUCUAGGCUCCUACGCGGAGCUGGAUCUGCAGUCGCAGCCGCUGCUGCGCGCACUGCUGGGCGAGAGCGGCCAUCACCUGGUGAAAACCCGACGCCGGCGCUACGGCGUGCACGACGAAUGCUGCCGCAAAUCGUGCAGCCUUGAGGAGCUCAACUACUACUGCAAGAAACCCGAAAAUUCCUAAAUGACAUGGACAUGGCACUGCAUUCCGUUAAGGAUUAGACUAAGACCAGCUCAUGAUUGCUAGCUCCUAAGUGUAUCAAUACUUAUAUAUAUAUAUAUGUGUAUGGAUGUUAAUAUAUUAACUAUGACGAGACCCGUUAAUUGAGGUAAAAUAAAAUAAC
Messenger RNA from Drosophila novamexicana, 600 nucleotides. RefSeq names its product probable insulin-like peptide 3 (gene Ilp3). Gene Ontology annotation, molecular function: hormone activity. The record is from RefSeq and is a predicted model, not a curated record. Bases 21 to 440 code for a protein of 139 amino acids. NCBI's taxonomy places the organism in Eukaryota, Metazoa, Arthropoda, Insecta, Diptera, Drosophilidae. The transcript is spliced from 2 exons. Gene Ontology annotation, cellular component: extracellular region.